AUAAGAAUAUUGGGAAAUUCCCCCAAAAUAAAAGAGGGGACGAUGUAUGGAUCACCGUGAGGAUGGGUUUAUCCAGUUUGUAGGGUGAAGGCCAAACUUUCUCAUUUAGGUGAACCCCUAGCGAUAGAACGGUAGUUGUGGAAGGGCGAUGCUGAAGAAAUCCUAGGAGUGCUGGAUUCCAAAUCCAAGGAGGACGAAAAUUUAUAGGCUGACCAGUUGCAUAUAGCAAACACAGAGAAUGUGCACUGCGAUUUGGCCUUCACCAUUAGUGUCAGAACUUUGGAAAGAGAAGAUGGAUCGAGGAGGAAACGGAUGGUCGUUGUCUUCGUGUACUUACGGGUAUACCCUGGCGGUCAUAGUGAUCAUACUGACAUGUCAUUUGCUGAACUCUCGCCUUCCAUUUGCCUUGUCUUUCCUAUCCGUCGUCUUCGGAUUUAGAGAACGAUCUGCUGAGAAUCCACAUGCCCAAUCCAAUGGGCAUCCUGAUGUCGCUCCCUCUGCUCCUUCUGAUGUAAGGAUCACUACAGUGAUAUCUGAUCUAGAUCUGAAGAAUUUGAUUGAUGUCGUAAAUAAGAAAUUUCAAGCUAACGAGAAAUGGGAAGAUGUCAUUAACCGGAGAACAGAUCGUUUUUCCUACUGUGCACAGUGUUGUAAACUGAAGGAUGCGCCUCUUAAAUAUCUAAGUGUCACUGUAUUUGAAAAUUGCUCUGUUGAGAUGAUAAGAGAUUUUUACAUGGACAAUGAUUUCCGGAAAAUUUGGGACAAAACCUUGAUUGAGCAUAAGCAGUUGCAGGUGGAUUCAAGCAGUGGAACUGAAAUUGGACUCAUGAUAAAAAAGUUUCCUUUAUUGACUCCCAGAGAGUACAUAUUAGCAUGGAGAGUGUGGGAAGGCAAUGAUGGAUCCUUCUACUGUUUUACCAAGGAAUGUGAAUAUCCUUUGGCACAAAGAAGGAAGAAGUAUGUCAGGGUUAGGCUCUUUAGAUCUGGUUGGAGAAUCAAGAAAGUUUCUGGUAGGAAUGCCUGUGAGAUCCAAAUGGUACACCAAGAAGAUGCUGGUCUUAACGUUGAAAUGGCAAAAUUAGCCUUUGCAAAAGGCAUAUGGAGCUAUGUUUGUAAAAUGGAUGAUGCACUUCGCCAAUACUCAGCCGUUGACCACCAUUCUCAAUUGACUUCAGGUGUGAGUGCCGUUACGUUAAUUCAAAAGGUUCCACUUGGGUUAGACACCUUGGACCACACAAGGGGCUUAAUCAAUCCAGAAAUCUGCACGAGUAGUGACUAUUGUGGUGGAGUGUCACGUGAAUGCAAUGCUAGGGAACAAAGAAAAGAGCCAUCAAACAAUCUGGUGCCAAAUAUGCUAAUGCUCCUGGGUGGUGCAAUCUGCAUGUCUAGAGGGCUCUCUAACUUGGGAUCAAAGGUUGCCAUGGCAUGUAUCCUGAGUAAGCUUGUGAAACUCAAUGGUAUGAGAAGCAAAAACUUACAGAGAUUUAGCCAGAUAGAGGUUCAGACACACGUAGAAUGCGAUGAUAAGUGAAGAUGAGCUUCAGUGCGGCUACUCAAGUGUAACCUCUUGAGUAGGAAUGCAGCUGUGCAUAUUUAUGUGGUUUCGAGAAACAUAUGUUACUUAAUAUUUUA
Solanum stenotomum is the source of this 1632-nucleotide messenger RNA. RefSeq lists its product as uncharacterized. Bases 239 to 1531 code for a protein of 430 amino acids. The transcript is spliced from 6 exons. Gene Ontology annotation, molecular function: lipid binding. The record is from RefSeq and is a predicted model, not a curated record. Lineage: Eukaryota; Viridiplantae; Streptophyta; Magnoliopsida; Solanales; Solanaceae.